CUGGUAUUUUUCUAGAUGCCAAACAACUUGUCAUUCUAAUCUAAUCACCCUCGCAACCAAAAUGGCUGAUGAUGCACAGGACCAGGCUGACCGAGAGAAAAUUUUCAAGCGUUUUGAUGCUAAUGGUGAUGGACAAAUUUCUGCGGCGGAGCUUGGGGAUGCCCUGAAGGCUCUGGGCUGUGUCACAGGAGACGAAGUCAAGCGUAUGAUGGAUGAAAUUGAUACUGAUGGCGAUGGCUUCAUUUCCAAAGAGGAGUUCACAAGUUUCGCGUUGGCCAAUAGGGGUUUAAUCAAAGAUGUUGCCAAGAUAUUCUAGUCUCCCUUCUUCUUUUUCGUUCUGCCAUCUCAUGCAG
This is a messenger RNA of Coffea eugenioides, 353 nucleotides long. RefSeq names its product polcalcin Bet v 4. Lineage: Eukaryota; Viridiplantae; Streptophyta; Magnoliopsida; Gentianales; Rubiaceae. The coding region runs from base 62 to 316 and encodes 84 amino acids. Gene Ontology annotation, molecular function: calcium ion binding; enzyme regulator activity. The transcript has a single exon. The record is from RefSeq and is a predicted model, not a curated record.